GUUCAGACAGUACCUCCGCCUCCUUCGUCUCCGCCGCCAGCUCGAACUCAUGAUUCCUAUAUGCCCAGUAGUUUCAUUUACCUAUGUACCCAGCCGGCUGGGAGAAGAUGCCAAAAUGGCUACCGGCAAUUACUUUGGAUUCACCCAUAGCGGGGCUGCUGCUCAAUAUAGCCAGCAGCCAGCUUCGGGUGUAGCCUAUUCCCAUCCAACUACAGUUGCUAGCUACACUGUCCACCAGGCACCAGUUGCCGCGCACACAGUUACUGCAGCCUAUGCUCCAGCAGCAGCUACAGUUGCAGUAGCCAGGCCUGCUCCUGUGGCUGUUGCAGCUGCUGCAACAGCUGCUGCAUAUGGAGGCUAUCCUACAGCGCACACAGCUACAGAUUAUGGUUAUACACAGAGACAACAAGAAGCUCCACCACCACCACCUCCUGUCACUACGCAGAAUUACCAGGAUUCCUAUUCUUAUGUUCGAUCUACUGCCCCAGCUGUAGCUUAUGACAGCAAACAAUAUUAUCAACAGACGACAGCAACUGCUGCAGCUGUGGCUGCUGCUGCCCAGCCUCAACCUUCAGUAGCUGAAUCAUACUACCAGACAGCUUCAAAAGUAGGAUACAGCCAAGGGGCAACUCAAUAUACCCAAGCCCAGCAAACACGACAAGUGACAGCUAUAAAACCUGCAACCCCAAGUCCAGCAACAACUACUUUUUCCAUAUAUCCAGUAUCUUCUACUGUGCAGCCAGUAGCAGCUGCAGCUACUGUUGUUCCAUCCUAUACUCAAAGUGCAACGUACAGUACAACAGCAGUUACUUACUCUGGUACCUCUUAUUCUGGCUAUGAAGCUGCAGUGUAUUCAGCUGCAUCGUCCUAUUACCAGCAGCAGCAGCAGCAGCAACAGAAACAAGCGGCGGCAGCAGCAGCUGCUGCUGCUGCUGCAACAGCUGCUUGGACAGGGACCACCUUUACUAAAAAGGCACCAUUCCAAAAUAAGCAACUGAAACCAAAACAACCUCCCAAACCACCCCAGAUCCACUACUGUGAUGUUUGUAAGAUCAGCUGUGCUGGACCACAGACUUACAAAGAACACUUAGAAGGCCAGAAACACAAAAAGAAAGAAACAGCAUUAAAAGCUUCCCAGAACACCAAUAACUGCAGCACUUCUGCUCGUGGAACUCAGAAUCAGUUGCGCUGUGAGCUUUGUGAUGUGUCUUGUACAGGAGCAGAUGCAUAUGCUGCCCAUAUUCGAGGAGCCAAGCAUCAGAAAGUAGUAAAAUUGCACACAAAACUUGGCAAACCCAUUCCUUCAACUGAACCAAAUGUGGUUACCCAAGCUACUUCCUCAACAUCCACAUCUGCUUCCAAACCAGCUGCCUCUGCUUCAAAUGUGGCAACUAGCAGCAGUACUGUGAACUCCUCUGUUGCAUCCUCUGCAGUGAAAAUUCUUACUCCUGUGGGAAACACACCACUUAACAUGGCAUCCAACAACAAAACAUCUUCAAUCACUGCUAAUAUAGCUGUAAAGAAAACAUCUACACCAAAAAUAAACUUUGUUGGCAAGUACAGAAGUGGUAAUAAGCUUCAGACAACAGGAAGCAAACUGGAAGAAACAAAAUCAGUUGAAAGUGUUAAAACAACUCCUGUUGCCACGAUACAAACACAAGAAGUAAAACCAGACACAGCAACUGAACCAGGGACUCCUACAACUAUUGCUGCCUUGCAAAGUGAUGUCCAGCCUGUGGGCCAUGACUAUGUGGAAGAGGUAAGAAAUGAUGAAGGAAAGGUGAUCCGCUUUCACUGUAAACUUUGUGAAUGCAGUUUUAAUGAUCCUAAUGCCAAGGAGAUGCACUUAAAAGGGAGGCGACACAGACUUCAGUAUAAGAAAAAAGUAAACCCAGAUCUACAAGUAGAAGUAAAGCCCAGUAUUCGAGCAAGAAAAAUUCAAGAAGAAAAGAUGAGGAAACAGAUGCAGAAAGAAGAAUACUGGAGAAGGAGGGAAGAGGAAGAACGCUGGAGGAUGGAAAUGAGACGAUAUGAAGAAGAUAUGUACUGGAGGAGAAUGGAGGAAGAGCAGCAUCACUGGGAUGAUCGUCGCAGAAUACCAGAUGGAGGAUAUCCUCAUGGUCCUCCAGGACCUCUCGGCCUGCUGGGAGUUAGACCAGGAAUGCCUCCUCAGCCCCAAGGACCAGCUCUUCUACGCCGCCCUGACUCCUCUGAUGACCGCUAUGUGAUGACCAAACAUGCAACAAUAUAUCCAACAGAGGAGGAACUGCAGGCAGUCCAAAAAAUUGUUUCUAUUACUGAGCGUGCUUUGAAACUUGUUUCUGACAACAUGACUGAACAUGAAAAGAACAAGAGCAAAGAGGGAGAUGAUAAAAAAGACAGCAGUAAAGACAGAGCUUUGAAAGGAGUUUUACGGGUAGGCGUUUUGGCUAAAGGUUUGUUGCUCCGUGGAGACAAAAACGUCAAUCUUGUUCUGUUAUGUGCUGAGAAGCCUUCAAAGACUUUACUCAGCCAUAUUGCUGAAAGUCUUCCCAAACAACUCGCAGUAAUAAGUCCUGAGAAAUAUGAUAUCAAGUGUGCAGUCCCAGAAGCAGCAAUAAUUUUAAAUUCAUGUGUAGAACCCAAAAUGCAAGUUACUAUCACACUGACAUCUCCAGUCAUUCGAGAGGAGAACAUGAGGGAUGCAGAUGUAACCUCGGGUAUGGUGGAAGAUCCACCGGACGUCUUGGACAGGCAAAAAUGCCUUGACGCUCUGGCUGCUCUACGCCACGCUAAGUGGUUCCAGGCUAGAGCUAAUGGUCUGCAGUCCUGUGUGAUUAUCAUACGUAUUCUUCGUGACCUCUGUCAGCGUGUUCCAACUUGGUCUGAUUUUCCAAGCUGGGCUAUGGAGUUGCUUGUGGAAAAAGCAAUCAGCAGCGCUACUGGACCACAGAGUCCUGGGGAUGCACUUAGAAGAGUUUUUGAGUGUAUAUCUUCAGGAAUCAUCCUUAAAGGUGGUCCUGGCAUUCUGGACCCUUGUGAAAAAGAUCCUUUUGAUGCACUUGCUGUAAUGACAGAUCAGCAACGAGAGGAUAUUACUUCAAGUGCACAGUUUGCACUGAGACUCCUUGCGUUCCGUCAAAUUCACAAAGUUUUAGGAAUGGAUCCGUUACCACAGAUAAAUCAACGCUUCAACACCCAUAACAAUCGUAAAAGGAGAAGGGACAGUGAUGGGGUUGAUGGAUUUGAAGCAGAGGGAAAAAAAGACAAAAAAGAUUACGAUAACUUUUAAAAAAGUUUGUCAUGUGGGCUAAGUUUGGAGAUAAUAGAAAGUCCAUUUGUCGCCUUACUUUUACUCCAUUCAUAAUAGUGUCAGUUUAAAACAUCCAAAACCAACUUGAAAAUUAGAUUCAGAGAACAACCUAGCCGUUCUAUGAGAUUCUGAACAUUCUAAUGGAUGUGCUUUAUCAGAAAAAAUUAUGGAUGGAAAAACUACAAAUGGAAACUCUUAUUAGAAAAAAAAAAAAAAUAGUUUGAGGUUUUUUCCCCUUACUGCAUUUUCUUUAAAAGGGCUACUAACUAUAAUAAGUACUCUCCAUUUUCUUUCUUGUUUCUGUUAACAAGUACAUUACCUUACCUUGACUGUAUUUAAUACAACAUAUGUGCUUCUGUUGCUAAAAUGUCAAAAUACAUAUAUUUAGAAGAUUUUUUUUCACUUACCCUUGACGCUAGUUGUAUAAGUUACUUUGUGUUAUACAGUGUAAUGCUAUAACAUGAUAGAAAACAGCAAUAGCAAUGGAAUAGCAGAGUCCCAGGCUGUAACAAAUGAGAAUAAGCCCAAGUGCAACAAGCACAUCUACAACCCCCACCCAUUCAAAAGACCUGAAAUAAGCAGGGAUCUCUAAAGAAAUACCUUUACCUCCACUGCCAAACCUUAAAUGAGGUCUGGGAGAGGUUGGAUCCUGACUCUACCCAUUCUAGUCCAUUGCUUGCACCUGAGCUCCUUUGGGCCCUGCCUUCCCACCAGGUGCUCCAUCACUGUUUCAGGCUAUGACUUAGCAUUUCUGCUACAGGUAGUAUAAACUGUUCCUCUCCCAAAUAAUGUGUUUCAGAAGGUUUUGGGUUUGUUUUUUUUUUUUUUUUUGGUAAUAUGAAACCGCAGGAGUAUGUGUUUUUUUUUUUUUUUUUAUGUGAAGGAGUUUCAACAUAAUUAUCCUGGCAUUUGAGAGAAUCAGAACUAUGUGUUUUUACUUACCUUGUGGCAUUUGUUGUCUUAGUGUGAUAUAAUGGUGCAAUUAAGACAAAUUUGUGUUACUCUAAUCAAGUUUGCUGUUCGUUGUGCAUUAGUAUAAAAGCUAAUAUAUUAAGUAUGGUCUUGCAACGGUUUUAAGGCAGCUGCAUAAUUGAUCAAAGUUUUGCAUAAUAUUUUUGUUUAUAAAUCUAUCAUUUUAGGUUAAAUGUGUAGUUUUUUGUCUGAUUGACUUUGUGACAUAGCAAGGUCAAAAAAUAACUUACUGAAUUUCUUUUCACAACAUAUAAGCAGAAGUGGGCAUUUUCCAUUUGGAAAAAGUCAUUCUUUUCAGUCAACUUUGUCAAUAUUAUAUUAAUGCCUCUCAGCCCUUAAAAAAAAAAGUUUGUCAUAGCAGUCCCUAUGAGUUUAUUCCUUAUAGUUAUUCUUGUAUAAGUUUUUUUUCAAUGAUUCUAAUUUUAAAAGUAUUAUUAAAUGGAGGAAAAAAAACAAAACUAUUUGAUGUGACCGUAGUGUAUGCUUAUGUCUCUUUCAAAAAGCUAAACAUAGCAGUGGUGUAAAGUUGCAUCAUAAUGUUGAUGUAUGCUCUAGUACACAGGUGUGAUUUGUUGUCCCAGCACUAGUGUUAUACACCAAUAAAAACUAAAAUUUUUUAAAUUACUAAAAUUCAUUAAAGACUGGAAACUGAAGUUUCACUUACUCUGUUCAAUGUCUAUUACACUUCAUUACAAAAUUAUUAAACACAGUUUAUCAUAGACUAACAUUCCAGUAACUACACAGCUCGCUCUAAAAGUAAUGCCUCCUUUUUAUUUCCAUGGAAACUAUAACAAAUACAAGGAGCAGAGUGUGUAAUAGAGCAAAUCCUCAGCUAGAAAAAGCUGUUUUUCAGGACAGUCACCACUAUUAGCUAUGCGUUUUUGCCAACGAUGAACAAGAGCCUACAUGCUGCACUUCGAACAAUCUGCAACAGUGGAGGUGACUCGCUUGUUCCACAGUGGCUAUGACAGCAUUGUUGCUGAAAUGCAUGACCCAGUGCUCUGUCACCCUCAUUGUAAAGUAGUUCCUAUGAACUUUCUAUAGAACUUACUAUGUUUCGGUUUAUGGCCAUUUCCCCUUGUCCUGUCCCCACAGACCGCUUAAAAGAGGUUGGCCAUGUACCUUUGACUCCCACACUAAAGAUAUUUAUAAACAUUAACAAGAUCAACUCUCUGUUUUCUUUUCUCAUGGCUGAACAGACAGGUCACUCAGCCUUUCCUCAUAGGGGAGAUGUUCCAAGCCCUUUAUCAUCUCUGUGGCCCUCUGCUGGACUCUUUCCAGGAGAUCCCUGUCUUUUUUGUACUGGGUAGCCCAAAAGUGGAUACAGUACUCCAGGUAAGGCCUGACCAGGGCAGAGUAGAUAGGGAGGAUCACCUCCUUUGACCUGCUGGCCAUGCUCCUUUUAAUGCACCCCAGGAUCCCAUUGGCCUUGGCCACCAGGGUACACUGCUGGCUCAUGGCCAAUCUGUCAUCAGGUUGUCACCAGGACCCCUAGGUCAUUCUCCACAGAGCUCCUCUUCAGCAGGUCUUCCCCUAACCUGGACUGAUACUUGUGGUUAUUCUUUCCCAGGUGCAAGACUCUACACUUGCUUUUGUUAAGCCUCAUCUGAUUUCUUACUGCCUAGCCUGUCCAGGUCCUGCUGAAUGGCAGCACAGCCUUCUGGCAUAUCAGCCACUCCUCCCAGCUUUGUAUUGUCAACAUACUUGCUGAGGGACACUAUCCCCUUGUCAUGGUCAUUGAUGAAGAUACUGAACAAGACCAGACCCAGCACAGACCCUUGGGGAGCACAGCUAGUCACAGGUUUCCAAUGAGACUCUGCACCACUGAUGACCACCCUCUGAGCUCUGCCAGUCAGCCGGUUCUCAACCCACCUCACCAUCCACUCAUCUAUCCCGCACUUUCUCAGCUUUAGUACCAGGAUGUGGCAUGAGACAGUAUCAGAAGCCUUGCUGAAGUCAAGGUAGAUGACAUCCACUGCUCUCCCCCCAUCUACCUAGCUGGUGAUGCCAUCAUAGAAGGUCAUGAGGUUGGUUGAGCACAAUUUCCCCUUGGUGAAUCCAUGCUGAGUACCCCGAACAUAGAAAACCAAGAGUCAAAAGCUGUGCAUCCACAGUCAGCACCAUCCUGUCAUUCCUAGAAAUGUACGGAUUUCCUUGGCGUCUUUGUGGCUCAGGGGUUUGGCAGAUGUCUUCUUUUGAUCAUUUGGGCUUUCUGUUGAGAAACUUUAUAAUCAUUUAAAGCAAGAAAUUCAGCAAACUCACAGUCCAUUGUACACAGUCCUCUUUUGUUGUUGUAGCAUCCACGUACUGCAGUGAUGUUCUACCCUGGGAUGGAGGAACCCAAAUCUCAGGCUCACGAGUUGACCAGUUCUCAAAAGUCAUUGGGCUGUACUCACAACCCUGGGUAACCCUGUCCGGGUUAACUGAGUCUUUUCUCCCUGUAUUGGGGUUUUCCUAUUCAAAGGCAAAUAACUUUUAGACUUCCUUUGUCAAAACCAGGCAGAAAACGGUGUCCUUCAAAUCGAGAAGGUAAGCUCCACCUAUUCAUUCCUUAACUUGGUUAAUAAAGUGUAUGGAUUUACCACUGCUGGGUGUAUAUGUUCAACAAUUCUAUUAAUUGCCCUCAAAUCUUGUACCAAACUAUAGCUCUUGCCAUCUGAUUUUUUCAUCAGCAAGAUUGCGGUAUUGUAUUUGGAUUCACAUUCAAUUAGUAAUCCAAACUCCAAAAAGUUAUCUAUUAUUUCUUUUAUCCUUCUACAAUCUUAUAUCCACAAAGGCUACAACUUUACCCUGACUGAACUAGCUCCUGCUUUUAACUUCUAUUGGGGGUGCACUUUUGGCUCUACCAGGUAUCCCUGAUACCUACACUCCUGAGGAUACCUGAUUUAAGAUUUCUGUAACUUCUGGGGAUACAACCUUGUUUUUCCCAGUUUGUGUUAAAGACAGACUUAAAAUUUUAAAUCAGUUAAUAUUGUUUGACAUUUAUCUCCAGUUUUAUUGAAUUUAAUCUCUGCAUCCAUUUGUUUUAAAAAUUUCUGGCUGAGUAACGGUUUUGGAGAACCUGGCAUGUACAAGAAUUUAUGUAUUCCUACUUGUUCUCCCAGCCCGUAUUUAGUUGUUCCUGAAAGGUAAGCUUUUUCUUGUUGGCCAGUUGUCAUGGUUUUAUGAUUUUUGGUCAUCAGUAUUCCACACCAUAACAUCAUGUAAU
Molecule: messenger RNA, 7472 nt
Organism: Lagopus muta (rock ptarmigan)
Lineage: Eukaryota; Metazoa; Chordata; Aves; Galliformes; Phasianidae
Product: zinc finger RNA-binding protein-like
Exons: 20
Coding region: 50-3271 (1073 amino acids)
Cellular component (GO): precatalytic spliceosome
Molecular function (GO): zinc ion binding; double-stranded RNA binding; single-stranded RNA binding
Source: RefSeq, a predicted model, not a curated record